This is a messenger RNA of Haplochromis burtoni (Burton's mouthbrooder), 3192 nucleotides long. It is a transcript of the gene capn9, whose product is annotated as calpain 9. The record is from RefSeq and is a predicted model, not a curated record. NCBI's taxonomy places the organism in Eukaryota, Metazoa, Chordata, Actinopteri, Cichliformes, Cichlidae. The coding region runs from base 189 to 2219 and encodes 676 amino acids. Gene Ontology annotation, biological process: proteolysis. Gene Ontology annotation, molecular function: calcium-dependent cysteine-type endopeptidase activity; calcium ion binding. The transcript is spliced from 20 exons. Gene Ontology annotation, cellular component: cytoplasm.
AGUGUGAGCCACGAGGGGUGAGGUUGACUGCCGCAGGAGGACAAACCAGUUUCCGUCUGGAGGGUGUGGACCUUCCAGCCCUACCCACCUGUCAGACUUGUCUCUGCAUCAAACACUCAGCAGCACUCCAUCACGCGUCACCUCACCUGCUUCUCCUCCACUCGCCGAGAUUCUUCCCAAAAGAGAAGAUGUCCACAAGCCAGGCGGAGAACACGCAGUCAGAUGGGAAAUCCUUUGAGCAGCUGAGACAUGAAUGUCUCAUGAAGGGAGUCCUGUUUGAGGAUCCAGAUUUCCCUGCCAAGGACUCCUCUCUCUUCUUCAGCGAGAAAGUUCCUGUCCACAUUGAAUGGAAGAGGCCCACGGAGAUAUGCAAAAACCCAAAGUUCAUCUUAGAUGGCGCAGACAGAACAGACAUUUGCCAAGGACAGCUCGGGGACUGCUGGCUCCUGGCAGCCGUUGCUUCGUUGACUAUGAAAAAAGAAGCCCUGGCCCGAGUUGUCCCACCUGACCAGGAAUUUAAUCAGAGAUAUGCUGGUAUCUUUCACUUCCAGUUCUGGAACCACAACAAAUGGCUCGAUGUGGUUGUGGACGACAGACUGCCAACAGUGAGAAAUCAACUCAUCAUGCUCCACUCGGCCUCCAGCAAUGAGUUCUGGAGUGCGCUGCUGGAGAAAGCCUACGCCAAAUUGAACGGCAGCUAUGAAUCCCUGAAGGGUGGCAGCACAAUGGAGGCCAUGGAGGAUUUUACUGGUGGCGUGGGUGAAAUGUAUGAGACCAAGGCUGCUCCAGGAGACCUGUUCAAUAUCAUGAAGAAAGCUCUGGACCGAGGCUCAAUGAUGGGAUGCUCUAUUGAUAUCACUAGCUCUGCAGAGUCAGAGGCCAAGACUUCCACAGGCCUGGUGAAAGGACAUGCAUACUCCAUCACAGGUGUAGAAGAGGUGAAUGCCAGAGGUCAGAAGGUGAAGUUGGUCCGGAUUAGAAACCCCUGGGGACAGGUUGAGUGGAACGGUGCCUGGAGUGAUAAUUCCAGAGAGUGGAAUUACAUCGACAGUGCAGAAAAAAAUCGGAUAAUGCAGAAUUCAGCAGAUGAUGGUGAAUUCUGGAUGGAAUUUGAGGACUUCAAGAGGAACUAUGACAAAGUGGAGAUUUGCAACAUGAGUCCUGACUCCCUGACUGAGGACACAAAACAUCAGUGGGCAGUCAAUGUGUUUGAGGGAAACUGGAUUCGGGGUUCCACUGCUGGAGGCUGCAGGAACUACAUUGACACAUUUUGGACCAACCCUCAGUUCAAGCUUUUGCUGAGCGAUGCUGAUGGUGAUAAUACUUGCAGUGUGGUCAUCGCGCUGAUGCAAAAGAACAGACGAAAACUGCGAAAAGAAGGCCUGGACCUGGAGACCAUUGGCUUUGCUGUGUAUGAGGCUCCAGAGGGCGAGGACCAUGUGGGGAAAGACUUCUUCCGUUACAAUGGAUCCAAGGCACGCAGCAGAACCUACAUCAACAUGCGGGAGGUGGCAGAACGCUUCUCGCUGCCUCCUGGAAACUACCUGCUGGUUCCCACCACUUUCCAGCCCCACCACGAGGCUGACUUUCUUAUUCGUGUCUUCUCUGAGACAAAGGCUGAAGCUUUAGAGAUGGGAAGCAAAGUUGAUGCCGACCUGCCAGACCCACCCAUGCCCAGCCCUCCAGAGGAGGAGACAAAGGAGGAGAAAGGCCUCAGAAGGCUGUUUGAACAGCUGGCUGGCUCGGAUCAGGCCAUUUCUGUCAGAGAGCUUCAGGAGAUGCUGAAUGGUGUUCUCAGCAGAAGAAAAGAGAUCAAAUUUGAUGGCCUGAGUCUCAGCACCUGUCACAGUAUCAUCAAUCUUAUGGAUGUGGACAACACGGGAAAGAUAGAGUUCCAAGAGUUUAAGGUCUUCUGGGAAAAAUUGAAGAAGUGGAUUAUGCUCUUUCUAUCCUUUGACACGGACCGGUCAGGAAAGAUGUCAUCUUAUGAGCUUCGUGGCGCUCUCAAAGCCGCAGGCAUGCAACUGAACAACCCGCUCCUGCAGCUGGUGGGGCUGAGGUUUGCUGACGAGAACUACGAAAUUGACUUUGAUGACUACCUCACCUGCAUUGUCCGUCUGGAGAACAUGUUCAGAGUUUUCCAGGCUCUGGACAAAUUCAACAGGGGACGAGUGCAAAUGAACAUCAUGCAGUUCCUGAUGUUGUCGAUGAACGUAUGAGGAGGAACUGAAACGGAUACCAGCGGAGGAACAAAACGCAGCAGAUCAUCUUUAAGAGCAAUGUUGUGAAUAUUAAACUUCGCCAUGAUUCAGAUUCUGUGCUAUUAUUAUUAUUUGAAAUGUAAUGUGAAAACACUGUCUGAGCUCAAAUGUUUUUGAAUGGGAGUGGUUUAUAAUUUUGGUCAUGGGUCCACCUUAGGUAUUCACUGCCUCUGACAUGGUACGAGUCUGUGAGCUCAAAUGUAGGACUUUAACAGCUGGGUCUGUAAAGCAGCCAAGUGCACGAGAGUGUUUGCCUGGCAAGUCUGCAUCAAUCUCACACUCGUCCAGUCGAAUUCUGCUUGUGCAAAUCAGUCUGACUUUUAGUAGUUUUGAGAAAACUAAAAAAUUAAAGGAGCAACUGACCCUCUUACACUCACUUUCAAGGCAAUCACGUGAAGUUGUCUUGACUAACAACUUCACUGUGGCAGCAACAUGAGUGCCUUUAUACAUGCGUCCUGUUUUUGUUUACAUAAAAAAACUCAAAUUAACUGUCAAUUCCCUUUUGCUGUGACACCGAAGAAAUCUUAAAAAUUUGAGGAUUUUUUUAAGGCCCUUUUUCUGUUAGCUGAUUGCAUCUUAUCUUAAUUAUGAUAAAAAGUGAAAAAGGCUAACUGCAGCUGUUAAUGAAUGAACCUGUCUGUGCCUAACCUUGAAAAUUAGCUGUUACAGGAAGGCCAUCACUGGGUUCCACCCCUGAAAAAAUGUAAUGAAUCGGAUCGGUUCACAUCAGCAGAAUGUAAUUUGCACAUGAAUGACUUCACGGAUAGCAAAAGCAGAAACUUGCAUUUGCAGCAUGCUUUGUCAUAGUGCUUGAACUAAAUUUUGUUGACUUAAGCUUUUGGACAAAGUAUUGGUUUAUUUUCUGUUGGUUUAUUGCUUCCUGCUUGAGUGGGAAUCAUUUUAAAAUAAAACUUGGUUUUUGUGUUUUCUC